AGUUCCCAGUACAUCAUUUCGCCCGAAGUGCAUGGUUAUGUUGGUGAGGGGUUCAUAAUUCAAGCGACCAGACUGUGUACCAUGGCAGACUUUUACCAUCCAGAUUCACAAAUCUCCUCAUUACAAGAGUAUAUUUGUUCUUUGAAUCUUUCCACUCUUCCCAGGAUUCUGGAGAUCCAUUCUGGAGUGUACUUCCAAGGUUCAGUCUAUGAAAUAUCAGGAAAUGAAUGUUCCUUGUCAACAGGGGAUCUCAUUAAAAUAAUACAGGUCGAGCUCCAGAAGAUUGUCUGUGAAAACAUGGAUAAUGAUUGCAAAUUUGAUCUAUCAUUAGACUAUUCAGGACACUUCAAGCUUUUUCCCGAUGGAUACCCUUACACAUCAGUCGAGGAAAUCAUUAAAUCAUUAGAAACUGAAAAUCAGAAUGCAGAAUUGAUCACCUUUCAGUCCCUUAGAGAUAUCAUCACAAAUGAUUUUGUCAUUGGAAAGGGAGACCCCAUAACAAUCACAUCAACUGAGUUUUGUGAGGGACAGGAAUAUAUAAAUUGUAUUGUGGAUGGUGAUUCUGAGCAGGUCCAUGUUACAUUACCCUUUGCUUUGAAAGGGGAGUUUUAUGAAUGUGAAGACAACAAGGUGUAGACUAUUAAGGACAUUAUUGAAUCAAAACGUCUGACAAAAAGAAGAGUGAGGCUUGCUGACACGAAGGAUGCCUGCAUGCCAAGGCAUUUUCAGGGAGCAUUAGUGCUGUCACUUGUAUAUGAAGUUCAAGCAGUUGUGCACUACAGAAAAGAGAUUGUGAAAAUACCCUCAACU
Molecule: messenger RNA, 810 nt
Organism: Chiloscyllium plagiosum (whitespotted bambooshark)
Lineage: Eukaryota; Metazoa; Chordata; Chondrichthyes; Orectolobiformes; Hemiscylliidae
Source: RefSeq, a predicted model, not a curated record